Spirometra erinaceieuropaei is the source of this 543-nucleotide messenger RNA. NCBI's taxonomy places the organism in Eukaryota, Metazoa, Platyhelminthes, Cestoda, Diphyllobothriidea, Diphyllobothriidae. The record is from the annotation of a GenBank genome assembly.
AUGGACCCUUGGAAAAUCACAAAAAAUCCGGAUGUGCUGAGAGAUUUACUCAGAUGGCAAGGCAACGUUCACAACGGGGCGAUCUCUGGAGCAUUUGCUGAGACCGGUGGGGCGGAGCAGGGCUACGUACUGGCCUCUAACCUAUUCGGACUCAUGUUCUCCGCCACGCUGAUGGGCGCUUACCGUGAGGAACAGCCGGCGAUCGACACCAACCACGGAGCCGAUGGAAGGAUUUUCUACAUUCGCCGUCUGAAAGCAUCUUCAAAGGUAUCGAAGGUCAUCGUCCACGACCUACUGACCGUGGAUGACUGCGCUCUCGACGCCACCUCCGAAGAGGACAUGCAGAGGAGUGUGGGCCAAUUCACCUUUGGUUGCUCCAACUUCGGCCUGAUCAUCAGCGAGGAGAAGAGGACGGUCCUGCACCAGUUGGCGACAAGUAUUGACUACAUCGAACUCUUUAACGAUGUCAGUGGAACUCAUAAUUAUAGCAGACGAGGAAUUUGCAUAACUUGGGAGUACUACUUCAAGAAACAUCAAGAUUGA